AUGGGACAUGCAGCAAAAGAGGCCUGUCUAUCUGAGAUGUGGAUGUGUGUUCAGGAGAUUGUCCCUGCUACCUUGCCGCUACAAGCCGAAACACGCAGUUCUCACAGGUUGGGCUGCAAACCGAUGCGCUACAGGGCUGUGAUUAGUACUAUCAGCGGUUGGGUCAAGGCUUUCCUUCUCCUCGCUGGUCCUCGGAGGGGGAGCAGGAGAGAGGUGGGCUCUCAAGUCCAAAAAGAAGAAACAUGCAUAUCUCGCAGCCAGCUCAUAGGGACCUUGAUUGCCACUGGAUCUGCCACCGCCCCAAGGAGAAGACCUGCAUUUGCUUCUUCUGGUGCCGGCAGUGCCAAAGGGGCAGAAGGAGACGACAUCGACUAUCGACGCCCCGCAUACCAAUAUGUAUGGCCUGAACCGGACGCUCCCGUGGAUCUCGGAAAUUUCGAGUUUGGAACGGACGGUGGGAGAGGGCCGUCCAUCGACCAGGAAGAGAACAAAAUGUCCGACAAGCCGAAUGGGGGGUUGUAAUUGUGAUUGAAGCAGCAACAGUGCGCCGUGGACAGUGCCAGAAGUUCAGAAUCCAUUCCAUUCUCGGUCGGGCAGCACAGCAGGGCAGGGCAGGGCAGGGCAGGGCAAUUGCAACUCCCAGACGGGCCCGCCUGCCCGCAUCCCAGGUCGGCGAUCAUGAGGAUCUGGGACCUGGACCUUCGAUCUCCUUGCAUCGGCGAGCGAGAAAAAAAGCAAAAACGGUUGCGUCAGCUCCUUCCCACCUCGGCUGCCCUGGCCUUGAUUCCUUCCAUUUCAUUGGCCCAGAGCCUGGAGACAGGGGUUGAUAGAGCUCCG
Molecule: messenger RNA, 837 nt
Organism: Lasiosphaeria miniovina
Lineage: Eukaryota; Fungi; Ascomycota; Sordariomycetes; Sordariales; Lasiosphaeriaceae
Exons: 4
Coding region: 1-522 (173 amino acids)
Source: RefSeq, a predicted model, not a curated record